This is a messenger RNA of Castor canadensis (American beaver), 3334 nucleotides long. The record is from RefSeq and is a predicted model, not a curated record. NCBI's taxonomy places the organism in Eukaryota, Metazoa, Chordata, Mammalia, Rodentia, Castoridae.
UGUAGCUCAGUGGUAGAGCUUGCUUAGCAAACACAAAGCCCUGGGUUCGAUCACUAGUACUGCACAAAAAACAAACAAAAAAAGGCUUCAAUUCUGAUUUAAGGACCAAAACAAAGAAGCCUCAUGAGCGGUCAGGAUUGGAGCCAAGAAAGGCAUGGAGGGAGCAGCACAAGAGCUCAAGCAGAUGUGGAGCGGAGGAAGAGCCCCGUGUGUGGCUUCGUGACCCCCCUGCAGGGGCCUGAGGCUGAUGAGCACAGGAAACCAGAGGCUGUCGUCCUGGAGGGGAAUUACUGGAAGCGGCGUAUCGAGGUGGUGAUGCGUGAAUAUCACAAGUGGCGAAUCUACUACAAGAAGCGGCUCCGUAAAUCCAGCAGGGAAGGAGAUCUCCUGGCCCCCAAGCAGGCCGAAGAGGGGUGGCCGCCACCAGAGCGAUGGUGCGAGCAGCUUUUCUCCAGUGUGGUGCCCGUGCUGCUGGGGGGCCCCGAGGAGGAGCCCAGUGGGCGGCAGCUCCUGGACUUGGAUUCCUUUUUGUCCGAUAUCUCUGACACCCUCUUCACCAUGACACAGCCUGGCCCCCCCCCUCUGCAGCUGCCCCCUGAGGAUGCCUAUGUCGGUAAUGCAGACAUGAUCCAGCCAGACCUGACGCCCCUGCAGCCCAGCUUGGAUGAUUUCAUGGAGAUUUCAGAUUUCUUCAGCAACUAUCGCCCCCCACAGAUGCCUACGUCUUCAAACUUCCCAGAGCCACCCAGCUUCGGCCCCAUGGCUGACUCCCUCUUUGGCAGUGGAAUCCUUGGUCCAGAAGUGACAUCUCCCACCUCCUCUGGCAUGAGCCACCUCUCAGGACUUAACCGCCAGCAGGCUCGAAGCAACUGUCCUGGCCCCAUGGACUCCAGUGCCUUCCUGAGCUCUGAUUUCCUCCUUCCUGAAGGCUCCAAGCUCAAACUUCCACCCCCUCCUCCACCCCUGCCCCUCCUCCCAUACCCUACCCCAACUAAAGGGCUGCCAGAACCCUGCACGCCAUCCUCCUUCCCUCCCAUGGCUCCACCCCCAGCUUUGGUGCCAGAAGAGCCUCUCUUCUCUGCCAGGUUUCCCUUCCCCACAGUCCCGCCUGCCCCAGAAGUGUCCCCGCUGGCAGCUCCAGCAGCCUUCUCUCCCACCCUACAGCCUGCCCCAGGUCCUGCCCCCACUGCCUUCACCCCCUUCCCCAUAGACCCUCUGCCUUCGGGGUACCCGGAGCCAGCCUUUGGGCCUCACUUCGCAGUGUCUCAGGGUAUACACCCCAGAGGCAAACUGCCCACCCCAUGUCCUAGGGGACGGAAAGCCAGUCCCCCUACCUUGGCCCCUGCCACCACCAGUCCCAGCAACCCCUGCCUCACACAGCUGCUCAGAUCAGGUGAGACAGAGAGGGUGAGGACCAGCCCUGGAAGGGGAGCCAUGGGAACAGAGGGCAAGCCUGAGCAAGCUUUGGACCCACUGCAUGUGCCCAGCGCCCUCCUCCGGUCCCCAGGGUCUCCGCAGGAGACAGUCCCUGAAUUCUCUCGUGCCUUCUUUUCCCCAACUCCGGCCCCUGCACCACCUGGGCCACCUCCCCCCAGCCCGGUCACUCUGGCUCCUCCCAGGCCCUUGGUUGUUCCCAAAGCUGAACGCCUCUCACCGCCAGCACCCAGCGGCAGUGAGCAGCGGCCGUCAGGGGAUGUCAACUCCAUCCCAAGCCCCGGGGCACUGAGCACCCUAAGCCGGGGCCGUCAGGACAACAACAAGACCGAGAAUCGGCGCAUCACACACAUCUCAGCCGAGCAGAAGAGGCGUUUCAACAUCAAGUUGGGAUUUGACACCCUCCAUGGGCUUGUGAGCACACUCAGCGCCCAGCCCAGUCUCAAGGUGAGCAAGGCCACCACGCUGCAGAAGACGGCAGAAUACAUCGUAAUGCUGCAGCAGGAACGGGCAGCCAUGCAGGAGGAAGCCCAGCAGCUGCGGGACGAGAUAGAGGAGCUCAAUGCUGCCAUCAACCGGUGCCAGCAGCAACUGCCAGCCACAGGCGUGCCCAUCACACAUCAGCGCUUUGACCAGAUGCGAGACAUGUUUGAUGACUACGUCCGGACCCGCACACUGCACAAUUGGAAGUUCUGGGUAUUCAGCAUCCUUAUCCGGCCUUUGUUUGAGUCCUUCAAUGGAAUGGUGUCCACUGCAAGCUUGCACAGCCUCCGCCAGACCUCACUGGCCUGGCUGGACCAGUACUGCUCCCUGCCUGCUCUCCGGCCAACUGUCUUGAACUCCCUCCGCCAGCUGAGUGCCUGCACCAGCAUCCUGACCGACCCAAGCCGCAUGCCUGAGCAAGCCACACGGGCAGUCACCGAGGGCACCCUGGGCAGACCCCGACCGUUAUAGUCCUGGCAGACCCUCCCAAGGUUCAUGGAUGUCUUCUGGGCACUUCCUUUCUGUCCCUUUACAAAGGGUUAAAGAGCCACACUCCCGUCCCUGCUCUGCCACUAACACUGUGACGCUGGGCAACGUGUACCCCAUCUUUUGACCUCCAUUUCCCAGUCAGCAAAAUGGGAGCAGGGGAGGAGGCUCCAGCAACAGAGGACCCAAGGCCUUCAGUUGCUGUGUCACUGUAGACGUAAGCAGGACACUCAGGGAACUCAGAAAAGGGAAGAAGAUGAGCCUUUUUCCCUGUCCCUUCUGCCUGGGGGCAGAGAAGGAGGUCCGUGCUGUCCAUUCCUGUGCUGUGCUGUGAAGGCUGCAUGGUGGCUUCCCCGGGUGAGCCCAGGGAGGUCUGCCACCUGGAAAGACCAGGACAGGCAUCUUGUGUGUGUGUGGAUGUGUGUGCGUGAAUUUUGUAAAGAAUUCUUGACCAAUAAAAGUAAAAACUGUGUGCUGCUGUGUGAUUGUGGAAAGUGGCUUUGUACAAGGCUCUGCAGGACACAAAAUCAUCUUUGCUUUUACUUUGAGAUGGAUGGAAAGUGCUGGAAGGUUUUGGGUGGAGAUGGGACAAGACUAGAUGAAAAAUUUUUGUCUGAUCAUGUUUUUGAAAUGGGAUUUCACUAUGUAUCUCGGGCUGGCCCCAAGCUCACUAUGUAGCCCAAGCUGGACUUGAGCUUGUAAUCUUCCUGCCUCAGCCUCCCAAGUGCUGAAUUACAGUCAUGUGCCACCACACCCACUACAUUAACUCAUUUACUCCUCACAACACCUGCCUCAUCAGCCUAUUGCAAGGAUUUAAGAAUAAAUAUAAACCAGGCAUAGUGGUGACCCAUAUAGCCCCAGCCACUCAGGAUGCCGACACAGGAGGAUCACUUGAGCCCAGGAGUUCAAGGACAGUCUGGGCAUACUGCAA